This is a messenger RNA of Cheilinus undulatus (humphead wrasse), 4493 nucleotides long. It is a transcript of the gene nfxl1, whose product is annotated as nuclear transcription factor, X-box binding-like 1. The record is from RefSeq and is a predicted model, not a curated record. NCBI's taxonomy places the organism in Eukaryota, Metazoa, Chordata, Actinopteri, Labriformes, Labridae. Gene Ontology annotation, biological process: regulation of DNA-templated transcription. Gene Ontology annotation, cellular component: nucleus. The transcript has 25 exons. Bases 793 to 3462 code for a protein of 889 amino acids. Gene Ontology annotation, molecular function: zinc ion binding; RNA polymerase II transcription regulatory region sequence-specific DNA binding; DNA-binding transcription factor activity, RNA polymerase II-specific.
AAAAAAGAGCUUGAAUUACUUUUCUCCUCGUCUUUAGAGGUUUAACUUUAAUUCGCAGUAGCUCGGGUUGUUGUUUACAUUCUUAUGACUCUAUUUGACCGGAUGUGACGUUUGUUUGUUUUUUGUUUUGCUGCUUAUUUUAAAGACAGUAGUUAGCUAGUAGCUAGUUAGCCGGUUAGAACAGUAUGAAGUGAACUUGGCCGUUCACUGGAGCCAGCUCGGUUUUAACGGCUGUCUGGAUUUUCUAGAAGAUUCUGUUUGGUUUUAUUUGUCAUGUAGCAUCGCUACGGAUUAAUGCAGUGUUUGUGUUUGACGUGUAGCUACUGUAGCAGCAUACUGAGCUACAACAGCGAGAUAAAGAGCUGUUUAAAAAAGUGUGAUUUAACACGCUGUAAAGGCUGUCUUCAUUGAUAAAACCUUCAUUCAACCUUCACUUUUACUCAGAGAUCACUGAAGAGCAGCUCUCAGAACCAUGGACCUUUACAGAGUCGACUGAAAACAGGGGAAUCAUCCAGACUCUUGGUUCUCAGCUGGUGGGUCAGCACAUGGAAAAGUUCAUUUCCCUGUGAUUUAUUUCAAGAAGCUGAGGCCAAACCUCUCCUCAUGGUCCUGCUGGGGGGUCAUGAAGCCCAGGAUCUCUGUAGCAGCCUUCAGCUGGUCUGGAUUGUUGAGUCUGGUGUCUCUCUGUCUACUGAAGCAGAGAAAUAACUGAAGAGAAAUCAGACUUUUCCACAGCGUUCUAACAUUUCCAGACCGUGGAUUUUAAGUUUUCAGUCUGUGGAAGCGGUUACCAUGGAGCCGGCCUGGCGACAGGCGGGCAGGGGGCGUGGCCGGAGUCAGGAGGGUCAGGGUGAGCGAUCGCGCCCCCCGCAGAAGGAGAGAGAGAAGCCAGGGGGCGCUGGAGGAGCGUGGGGAGGAGGAAGAGGAGGGAGGAUGAAGACUGCAGAAACACCCGAGCCUCCUCAAGCAGCGUCUGUCCAGUCAAAGUUUGAGGAGAUAAGGAAGUCCAACCAGGCUGCUGCUCAGCGAUUGGUGGAGAGCCACUUCAGCUCCUCCUCCGAUGAAGACGACGACGAUGAAGAUGUAGCUGCUGGCCAUCAGGACGGGAAGAGAGGGAAGAUCCUGGAGUCGACCUUUACAACCUACGCCAACCAGACUGGUGGCGAUGUGACCGGUCUGGCGAGGACGGGUCAAUACGUCAGUGACCUCUUUCAGUCCGGAGCGCUCACCUGUCUGAUCUGUAUCGCUUCAGUCAAGAGGACUCAGGAGGUGUGGAGCUGCUCCAGCUGCUUCUCUCUCUUCCACCUGCCCUGCAUUCAGAAAUGGGCCAAGGACUCGGCCUUCCUCGUCUCCUCCGUCACCGAUGAAGACUUCGGUCAGAAGCAGCAUCCCUGGCCUUGUCCCAAGUGUCGAGCAGAAUAUCCGCCCAGUGCUACGCCCAACAGGUACAUGUGCUACUGUGGGAAAGUGCAGGAUCCUCCGGCUGACCCCUGGUUGGCUCCUCACUCCUGUGGCUCGGUCUGUCAGAAGGAGCUCAAACCCACCUGUGGACACACCUGCCUGCUGCUCUGUCACCCCGGUCCCUGCCCUCCGUGUCCAAAGAUGGUUUCAGUUUCCUGUCUGUGUGGCAAAGCUAAGCCCCUCCCCCGUCGCUGCAGCAACAAGGCCUGGUCCUGUCAGCAGCAGUGUGGAAGGUUGUUACCCUGUAAGCAGCACACCUGUACCCAGACCUGUCACACAGAGUGCUCCCCCUGUCCCAGAGUCAGCGUUCAGAGGUGUGUGUGUGGUCGAGAGCAGGCAGAGAGACCCUGUGCUGCCCCCCGGUGGAACUGUCAGCAGAUGUGCGGCGCCCCUCUCUGCUGUGGGAAUCACGUCUGUGAGGUGUUGUGUCAUGAUGGAGCUUGUCCUCCGUGCCCUCGCUCCGUCAGCAGAUCCUGUCCCUGUGGAAAAUCCAAGUCGGCUCUGCCCUGCACAGAGGAAGUGAUGCCGUGUGGCGACACGUGCGACCGCCGCCUGUCGUGUGGAAAACACACCUGCUCGAUGAGGUGCCACCGAGGGAGCUGUGAGACGUGCAGACAGGAGGUGGAGAAGGAGUGUCGCUGUGGCAAGUACAGGAAGCUGAUGCCCUGCCAUAGAGAAUACCUGUGUGACUCCAAGUGUCCCAAAACCAGGAGCUGCCAGAGACACCAGUGCAGGAGGAAGUGUUGCCCAGGUAACUGCCCUCCAUGUGAUCAGAGCUGUGGUCGGACUCUCGGCUGCCGCAACCACAAGUGUCCCUCUGGCUGUCACCAAGGUAGCUGCUACCCGUGUCCAGAGUCGGUGGAGGUCAGAUGUCCGUGCGGUUCCACGGUGUUGUCAGUACCAUGUGGGCGAGAGAGGAGCACCAAACCUCCCCGCUGCAAAGAGCCCUGCAGGUGUCCCCCGUCCUGCCACCACCCGACCAGAGAGAGCCAUAAGUGCCACCCCGGACCGUGUCCCUCCUGCAAACAGACCUGCCUGCUGCAGCUGCCCGGCUGCUCUCACACCUGCCCACAGCCGUGCCACGACCUGGUGCUCGUCAAGUCCCAGCAGGUGCAGUUGGCCGGGCCGUGGGAGCAGCCGUCCGGACCAGCGUUUGUGAAGAAAGCUCUGCCGUGUCCGCCGUGUGAGGUUCCCAUACCAACAGCCUGUUUUGGAGAACAUGAGGUGAGCCCCGUGCCGUGUCAUCGUCAGGGUCGAUUCUCCUGCUCACGACCCUGCGGACGACCCCUGCCCUGUGGGAAUCACAACUGCGCCAAGGAGUGUCACCUGGUGACCAGCAGCAGCAAGUGUGAGGUAUGUGAAGAGGGCUGCUCUAAGCCCCGCCCCCCCGGCUGCCCCCACCCCUGCCCCCGCCCCUGUCACCCCGGAGACUGCCCCUCCUGCAGCCAGAUGAUCCGCCAGCGCUGCCACUGCAAGAUCAGCAUGCUCUACGUGGAGUGCACGAAGCUGACGUCAGCAGAUGAAGAGACCAAGGUGACGUUGGGCUCCUGUAACAACCAGUGUCCUAAAGAGCUCCUCUGCGGUCAUCGCUGUAAGCAGGUGUGUCAUCCUGGAGAGUGUGAGGAGAGAUGUCAACAGAGGGUGAAGCUCAGGUGCGCCUGCAGGAGGAUCAAAAAGGAGUUCCCGUGCUCACAGUCUGAUCAGAGUGUCCAGUGUGACGACGCCUGCAGAGAGCAGCAGAGGAAAGUCAGCCAGAUGAAGGAGGCGGAGCUUAAAGCGGCUCAGGAGGAGGAGCAGAAGAAGCUGCAGGAGGAGCUGGAGGCGUUCGAGAAGCGUCAGCAGCGAGGAGGGAGGAGGAGUAAGAAGCGAGGGAGGAGGGAGGAAGUGGACGACGAGCGGGGGAGGAUGGGGUGGUGGAAGAGGUGUGCCGCCUUCGUUCUGGUCCCACUGGGCGGAGCUCUGCUGUCGAUGGCCACCUACUACCUCCUGACCACGGCGUAAAGAUCCUGUAAAGAGGAGGAGGCCGUCUCAGACUCCCUCUGUAGCUCUGCCGUCUGGAUUUCUGUCUUUCCUUCUGCUCUGUAUUCAUCCUCUUAAGUGGACCGGUCUGUCUCUUCACGGUUAGUUUGGUAGUCUCUGCCUUUUAGAGCAUGAAGGUGGAGAUAGAAAGUCACUUUCACAGUAAUAAAAAAUACUUUAAAGCUUAAAAAAUGCUUUAUUGUUCUUUAAAGACCUGGAAAUCUUUAGUGUUGAGAGUUAUUGUUGAGCUGAAGCUGCAGCUCCAUCACGGAUUGUCUGUUAAACCCACAGCAGCAUCACCUGCUCUCUAAAUUCUCUUUCUUUGCUCUGAUUUUUAUUUGAUUUUAUUUUAGAAUGAAAGUUGCCAUGAAUUUGAUAUUUAAGGCCCAGUUUUUCUAAAGUGGUCUAACAGGAUUAAAUGACCUGAUGGAGUUAAAUCUGAAAUCUGGUUGUUAGAAAGACUUCAAGAUUAUUGAGUUGGGUUAUAUCGGGGGAUGCAAUCCAGAGGUUUUUAACCUUUGAUCCGAACAUUUAGGAUGAUCCUGAUCCAGCAGGAGCCGACGCGAGAACAUCAACAUGCUGGUCAAAUAAAGCGGCUUCUUUAAAGGCAGCUGGCUUUUAAACAAUUUCAAUCUAAUGUGUCAUUUAUUUGUUAAAGACAACAGAUGUGCAAAUUUGUCCUUAAAUUCACUGAAUUAUCAUCAGUAUCCAACACUGGAUCUGUAAUUUAGCACAGCAUCUUUGAGCGUGUACGGUACAGCGACUGAUCUGACUUUUAGAGGCUAAAAAUGUCAUACAUUUGAAAUGAAAUGAAAUAUUUUUAAAAUAUGUUAGACUAAAAUGUCUCCUGAUUUAAGUUUAUUUGAAAGUCCGGGCCCCAAAGCAUCCAUCAAAGAAAAAUGAGGCCCUUAAAUAUCGGUGAUGACCCCUGCUUUAGAGUUCUAGACAUGAUCAUCUGUUGAAGUUUUGUUUUUCACAUUUGUCUUUAUGAAAUAAAAAGCUGCUGAAAAGUU